Molecule: messenger RNA, 2141 nt
Organism: Amblyraja radiata (thorny skate)
Lineage: Eukaryota; Metazoa; Chordata; Chondrichthyes; Rajiformes; Rajidae
Gene: wdr17
Product: WD repeat domain 17
Exons: 13
Coding region: 54-2075 (673 amino acids)
Molecular function (GO): protein binding
Source: RefSeq, a predicted model, not a curated record
GGUGCCCGGCCCGGCCCGGACCACGGUGUGAAGCGGCGGACGGGCAGGUGAGGAUGUCGAAGGUGAAGCAGGUGGGGCUGUUGGCUGCCGGCUGCCAGCCAUGGAACAAAGAUGUGUGUGUUGCCAGUGGAGACCGCUUUGCCUACUGUGCUACGCUGGCUAUCUACGUGUACCAGCUUGAUCACAGGUACAAUGAGUUCAAGCUCCACGCCAUCAUGUCUGAGCACAAGAAGACCAUCACGGCCAUCUCCUGGUGCCCCCACAGCCCCGACACCUUCGCCAGUGCCAGCGCCGAUAACCUGGUCAUCAUCUGGAACGUGGCUGAGCAGAAGGUGGUGGCCAGACUGGACAACACCAAAGGGAUUCCCGCCUCUCUCAGCUGGUGCUGGAACGCAGGGGAGGCGGUGGCCUUUGUGUCCCACCGUGGCCCUCUCUACAUCUGGACCAUCUCCGGACUGGACAGUGGCGUGGCCGUCCACAAGGAGGCGCACAGCUUCCUGUCUGACAUCUGCCUCCUGCGCUGGCACCCCAGGCAGAAGGGCAAGGUGGUGUUCGGCCACACCGACGGCAGCCUCUCCAUCUUCCAGCCCGGCACCAAGAACCAGAAGCACGUCCUGCGUCCGGAGUCCCUGGAGGGGACGGAUGAGGAGGACCCCAUCACGGCGCUGGAGUGGGACCCGCUGUCCAGCGACUACCUGCUGGUGGCCAACCUGCACAACGGCAUCCGCCUGGUCGACUCCCAGUCACUAUCCUGCAUCACCACCUUCUGCCUGCCCAGUGCUGCUGCCUCUGUACAGUGCCUGGCCUGGGUGCCCAGCGCUCCGGGAAUGUUCCUGACCGGAGAUUCCCAGGUGGGAGUGCUGCGCAUCUGGAACGUUUCCAGGACAACACCGAUCGACAACUUCAAGCUGAAGAAGACGGGCUUCCACGCCCUGCACGUGCUCAGCUCAUCACCAAAGCAAUCGUGUUACUCUGCUCAUUCGCCGUCCCGGAGCCAGCACACGUCAUCGACCAGCGAGGCCAUUCCUCCCCCCACCCUCUCCCAGAACCAAGCCUUCUCCCUGCCCCCGGGCCACGCCGUUUGUUGCUUUAUGGAUGGAGGUGUCGGCCUGUACGACAUGGGAGCCAAGAAGUGGACCUUCCUCAGGGACUUGGGUCACGUGGAAACCAUCUUCGACUGUAAGUUUAAACCAGAUGACCCCAAUCUUCUGGCCACCGCAUCAUUUGAUGGAACGAUUAAAGUGUGGGAUGUCAACACCCUGACAGCAGUCUACACGUCCCCUGGUAAUGAGGGAGUCAUCUACUCCCUGUCUUGGGCUCCAGGGGACCUGAACUGUAUCGCAGGGGCGACCUCUCGUAACGGAGCCUUCAUCUGGGACGUGGUCAAAGGGAAGACCAUUGCUCGCUUCAAUGAGCAUGGGAAAAAUGGCAUCUUCUGCAUUGCUUGGAGCCACAAAGACUCGAAGAGGAUUGCGACGUGCAGUGGAGACGGCUUCUGCAUUAUUCGGACUAUCGAUGGGAAGGUUCUGCACAAAUACAAACACCCAGCGGCAGUCUUCGGAUGUGACUGGAGCCAGAACAAUAAAGAUAUGAUUGCCACCGGCUGUGAAGACAAGAAUGUUCGUGUUUACUACUUGGCCACCAGUUCGGACCAGCCCUUGAAGGUCUUCACAGGACACACGGCCAAGGUGUUCCACGUCAGGUGGUCACCGCUGAGGGAGGGCAUUCUCUGCAGCGGUUCCGAUGACAGCACGGUGCGGAUAUGGGACUACACGCAGGAUGCCUGCAUCAACAUCCUGAGUGGACACAAGGCACCAGUGCGGGGUCUACUGUGGAACCCGGAGGUCCCGUACCUCCUGAUCUCGGGAAGCUGGGACUACACGAUCCGUGUGUGGGACACCAGGGAUGGAACCUGCCUGGACACGGCGUACGAUCACGGUGCUGACGUCUACGGUAAGGCAAUGCCGGCCGUUCACAACCCGCGUCACCGCAUCAAUGCAGCGCCACACACCCGGGCUCCAUCCCGACUACACCUGCUGUCUGUACGGAGUUUGCACGUUCCGCCCGUGACCUGAGUGGGUUUUCUCCUGGAGCUCCGGUUUCCUUCCCCACUCCAAAAACGUGCAGGUUUGUCAAUUGAU